Molecule: messenger RNA, 479 nt
Organism: Menidia menidia (Atlantic silverside)
Lineage: Eukaryota; Metazoa; Chordata; Actinopteri; Atheriniformes; Atherinopsidae
Source: the annotation of a GenBank genome assembly
GCAUCAUGAAGCUGAAUCCAUUUGUAACAUCCUCCCGCCGCAAGAACCGCAAGAGGCAUUUCAAUGCCCCCUCACACAUCAGGAGGAAGAUCAUGUCUUCCCCACUCUCUAAGGAGCUCCGCCAAAAGUACAACGUGAGGUCCAUGCCCAUCCGCAAAGAUGAUGAAGUCCAGGUUGUCCGGGGACACUACAAAGGCCAGCAAAUUGGCAAAGUGGUCCAGGUCUACAGGAAGAAAUAUGUCAUCUAUAUUGAACGCGUGCAGAGAGAGAAGGCCAACGGAACCACAGUCCACGUCGGCAUCCACCCCAGCAAGGUGGUCAUCACCAGGCUAAAGCUGGACAAGGACCGCAAGAAGAUCUUGGAACGCAAGGCCAAGUCCCGUGCUGAUGGAAAGGAGGGCAAAUACAAGGAGGAGACCAUUGAGAAGAUGCAGGAGUGAAAAAAAUCUUUUGCUAUCAAUAAACUGUAUAAAUGGAAA